AUUGCCGCUGCGGGCCCAUGAGGCGGCCCUCCGGCCCUCACCCGCGCGCUCUCGCCACUAGGCAGCGAAGGGCGGCUCCGGCUGUGCCGCCGCCGCCGCCGCUCGCGUUCCCCAGGCCAUGGCGGGCGUCUUCGACAUCGACCUGGACCAGCCCGAAGAGGCGGCCUCGGACGAGGAGCUGGAGGAGGGGGGUCACUUAAGUGAAAGCAUGGACCAUGGGGGAGUUGUCCCAUAUGAGCUUGGCAUGGAGCAUUGUGAAAAAUUUGAGAUUUCGGAAACUAGUGUGAACAGAGGCCCUGAAAAGAUCCGCCCAGAGUGCUUUGAGCUGCUACGUGUCCUUGGAAAAGGUGGCUAUGGAAAGGUUUUCCAAGUUCGAAAAGUAACGGGAGCCAAUACUGGUAAGAUAUUUGCCAUGAAGGUGCUUAAAAAGGCAAUGAUUGUGCGAAAUGCAAAAGAUACAGCUCACACGAAAGCAGAGCGGAACAUCUUGGAGGAAGUCAAGCAUUCGUUCAUUGUAGACUUGAUUUAUGCCUUUCAGACUGGUGGAAAACUCUACCUCAUCCUUGAGUAUCUUAGUGGAGGAGAACUGUUCAUGCAGUUGGAGAGAGAGGGGAUAUUUAUGGAAGACACAGCUUGCUUCUACUUGGCUGAAAUUUCAAUGGCUUUGGGGCACCUGCAUCAGAAGGGGAUCAUCUAUCGAGAUCUAAAGCCAGAAAACAUCAUGCUCAACCACCAAGGUCAUGUUAAGCUGACAGAUUUUGGACUGUGUAAAGAAUCCAUUCAUGAUGGAACUGUCACGCAUACAUUCUGUGGAACAAUAGAAUACAUGGCUCCUGAAAUCUUGAUGCGGAGUGGGCACAACCGUGCUGUGGACUGGUGGAGUUUGGGGGCAUUAAUGUAUGACAUGCUGACUGGAGCACCCCCAUUCACUGGGGAGAAUCGAAAGAAAACCAUUGACAAGAUUCUCAAGUGUAAACUCAACUUGCCUCCCUACCUCACGCAAGAAGCCAGAGACCUGCUUAAAAAGCUGCUAAAGAGAAAUGCUGCCUCACGUCUAGGAGCUGGUCCUGGAGAUGCUGGAGAAGUUCAGGCUCAUCCUUUCUUCAGACACAUCAACUGGGAAGAGCUAUUGGCUCGGAAGGUGGAACCCCCAUUUAAACCGUUAUUGCAAUCCGAAGAGGAUGUGAGCCAGUUUGAUGCAAAAUUUACCCGUCAGACUCCUGUUGAUAGCCCCGACGACUCGACUCUCAGUGAAAGUGCCAACCAGGUCUUUGUGGGUUUCACAUACGUGGCUCCAUCUGUACUUGAAAGUGUGAAGGAGAAGUUUUCCUUUGAACCAAAAAUCCGAUCACCUCGCAGAUUCAUUGGCAGCCCACGGACACCAGUCAGCCCUAUCAAGUUCUCUCCUGGGGACUACUGGGGGCGAGGUACUUCCUCUGGCGUGGGAAACGCUCAGGCGCCCGUGGAGUACCCAAUGCAGACGGGUGGGAUAGAGCAAAUGGACGUGUCGGUCUGUGGGGAGGCCUCAGCUCCACUCCCUAUCCGGCAGCCAAACACCGGGCCCUACAAGAAACAAGCCUUCCCUAUGAUCUCCAAGCGGCCAGAGCACUUGCGCAUGAAUCUAUGAUGAAAUCAGCGGCAAUCAUUUCCAAAAACUUGCUUCUGGGUAGCAGCAACCGAACGCGAAGGAUGAACCUCCUGCUCCUCCUCCUGUGAGGGGCGUCCCCUCUCAUCACGCUGUAAACGAGGGCUCCUGCGGCUUCUUUCUCAGCGACAGUAUCCAAGUCGGCCAUCGCACGGAAUGAACUGGGAAAGAAGAGGGCAAAAAAAAAAACGUGGAUCCUUCUUUCUUCCUUCUCCUCGCCCCCUUUUGCCUCUCCUCCGAAUCAAUGGUGCAUUAACAGAGGACUUGAGCAAAAUAGUAUUGUGUGACUCUCAAAGCACAGCCGUGCAGCGUGUCCUGUGGGCACGUGCCAUUCUUUCAGCUCUCUUAUCAAGGAUUUUUCAGGUCGAUAGCUUCAGGCCGGACAGUAUUGAGGGUAGGGUGUGGCUUCUGUGCCGUACAGUCUGAAGGGUUAGCCUGGGUCACUGAGUCAAACGUGUGCAGAGUGUCACCUCUCGGGCUUGACCUCCCUCCCCGCCCCCAAGGAUUGGUUCGCCUGUAGGCGUAUUUCAGGUGGCUUCCUGCGGUUGUGUGAAAUUGGGGAUCCGAAGCAAACUCCAACCCUUGGUCGUUCCAUCUGCAAAAAAACAAACUUUUUUUAAAAGUAUAAAUAUAUAUAUAUAUAUAUAUUUUUCAAAUAGAGUCCCUCCCCCACUUUUUUCCCCAAGAUGGUUCAUUAUGGAAAGUAUCCCGGACUUUGAAUUAUAUGCAGAAUUAUUGGUUAGAUGGAGCUGAAGUCGGAGGGGGAAGAAGGCUUAAGAAUUUGUUUGCUCUCCUAGUGAAAUAAUGGAACUGGUUUGGGUUUUUUUAUAUAUAUAAAAAGAUUAAAUUGAAAUCACUGUUGUUAUUGGAAUGGGGUGGGUGAGAGAGUUCACCCUGCCUUGUCUUAUUUAAAAUGCCUCUUUCUACAGGAUCAGAUCAGGUGUCGCCCCCCCCCCCGCGUAAAACCCUAGCGGGCAUGGAAGGCGUGACCUCCAACUCAGCCCCUCCGUUUGCAUUGGGUUGUCUCCAGUGCUAAGCCUACCCUAGAGUAGCUUCAUUGACAUUAAAGGGCGUGACAGACUUGGGUCUCUUCGUUUCAGUGGUUCUGCUCUUAGCUGAAUUUAGUUUGGUACAACCCAUACAGCUCCAAGCAAGUGUGGAGGGGGGGGUCUCUCCCUGCCAGUACAGAGAGCUCCACACAUCCAUCAAAGUUGUCACCCACCCACCCCCUUCUUUGCCGUGGGUUUAUAGUACUGUCCUCCAUCAUUCUAAGCAGGAACCUGCUGGCUAAAGUUUCACCUCUAUAAUUUGUUUUAAGAGAUACCAGGAAUAUGUUAAGAUCGUUUAAGCCAUCAAAAAAAGAGAGAAAAGUAAAGGGUGUUAGAAAGGAAUACAACCACAGUAUCUUUUUAUUUUUUUACAAUUUACAUUUAUGCUGGUCUUGCAGCUUAAGUGGUAAUGCUUUGGAGAGAUGGUUUUCUGCCAUCUUUGCUCCGUUUCUCAUUUCCAUUAUGAAUUACAAAAAAAAACCCUUGUUUUUUUUCCUUUGUGCUGAGGCGAUCUAUCUACUGAUUGUAUUGAAGAAAACCACACACAGACACAAAGCAAAACACAACAAGUAUUAUUAAGAUGGCCUUCAACGAAUGUCUUCCAGAGAACUUUUGCAACUUAAUUUUAGGAAACGUUCAAAAGGUUUACUAUUUAUGUUUUCUGCGAUUGUUGUUGAAAAAAUAAAAUCUGUACAAAAGUGACUUUACAGGUACAAAGAAUUAAAUAAAGGUAUCUUCACCUUAACUUAA
Molecule: messenger RNA, 3444 nt
Organism: Podarcis muralis (Common wall lizard)
Lineage: Eukaryota; Metazoa; Chordata; Lepidosauria; Squamata; Lacertidae
Gene: RPS6KB1
Product: ribosomal protein S6 kinase B1
Biological process (GO): signal transduction; protein phosphorylation
Molecular function (GO): protein serine/threonine kinase activity; ATP binding
Source: RefSeq, a predicted model, not a curated record